Messenger RNA from Symbiodinium pilosum, 4680 nucleotides. NCBI's taxonomy places the organism in Eukaryota, Dinophyceae, Suessiales, Symbiodiniaceae. The record is from the annotation of a GenBank genome assembly.
AUGUCGGCUGCUGCGAGCAGCUAUGUCAAGAAGGCACCGAAGCAGGUGAAGGCACCAGCAGAGAUGAAUGCGCCUUCCUACGAGGAGCGCAAUCCAUAUCGGCUGAAGAAUAAUAUCCGUGCCUGGCACACGGAUGGCUCUACAAGCUCGGUCCCGGAGCCUUAUGGCACCUACCCUGAGGCCCAACUUCCGCGUGCGCUUCUGGAUGGCUUCAAGCGGGCUGGGUUCCAGGCCCCGACGCCCAUCCAGGCACAGGUAUGGCCCAUCUUAGAUAAUGGCUGGGACGUGAUCGGCAUUGCAAAGACCGGCUCUGGCAAGACCCUUGGCUUCCUGGUGCCGGCUUAUCGGUGGAUGACUGCAAGCUAUGCAGCUGGCAUCCGCACCCUGAUCAUGGCACCCACUCGAGAGCUGGCCACGCAAAUCCAUGAUGAGGCCAGCAAGUUUGCCGGGGCCUCAGGCUGCUCGAGUGCCUGCGUCUACGGCGGCCAGCCGAAGCGUGAGCAGCUGCCGGCCGUGCGGGCUGGUGCCCCAAUCCUGGUGGCCACACCGGGGCGGCUGAACGACUUCUUGGAGUACAAGGACAUUAACCUCUCGGUGGUGGGCUACUUGGUUUUUGACGAGGCCGAUCGGAUGCUGGACAUGGGAUUCGAACCGCAGAUCCGGGAGAUUAUGAAGAAAGUGCCGCGGAAGAGGCAGACUCUAAUGUUCUCCGCGACCUGGCCUGAGGAGGUGCAAAACCUCGCGCAUGACUUCCUGAACUCUCCUAUCCAUGUGCAAGUGGGCAACACCUCAUCCUUGUCUGCAAACGAAGACAUCAGUCAGCAAGUCUGGAUGCUGAACUCCUCAGAUGACAAGGAUCCAGCGCUUGUUGAGGCCCUGCAGCUCUACGGGGGCCCCAGGCAGAGAGUCCUGGUCUUCGUGGCCAUGAAGAAGCAGUGUGAUAUGGUGAUGCGCAUGCUCCGCAAGUACCAGAUCUCGGCAAAUACCAUGCACAGUGACAAGGAUCAGCAGCAGCGCGAGGAGGCGCUUUAUCAGUUCAAGACGGGUGAGACAUCGGUGCUCAUAGCCACGGAUGUGGCAGCACGUGGACUGGACAUUAAAGGUGUGACCCUGGUGAUCAACUACGACUCUGCCAACAGCACCGAAGAUCAUGUUCACAGAAUAGGACGAACCGGACGUGCGGGACAGAAGGGCCACAGCAUCACCUUCCUGACCAAGUCAGGCGAAGAUGCUUGGAAGGCAAUUGGCAUAGCGGAGGUGAUGCAGAAGGCAGGUUGCUCGGUGCCCCCAGACAUGAAGCAGGUCGUAGACCGGAUGCUUUGGAAGCGCCAGCAAUCUCAGCAGAAUGACUCCCGUUGGGACAACUUGCCUAAGGUUUUGAUGGUGGCAGAGAAACCAUCGGUGGCGAAGCUGAUCGCGGAGAUCCUUUCGGGUGGCCGCAUGCGCUUUCGCAAAGGCCAAAGCCGAGCUGUUCAAAUCUAUGAGUUCAACAGCUACUUCCCCCCAGCCCACCAGCAGUGCCGGAUCAUGCAGACCUCCACCAUCGGCCACGUCUUUGGACUGGACUUCAAGGACAACCGCCCAAAGGACGUUGCUGACCUUUUCCAUGACCCUUGCAAGAAAACCAUCGAGGAUGGGACAGCCAAGAAUCGCAUCGUCGAGCAUUUUCAGGAGCUGGCUGCCGAGGCCGACUACCUGGCCUUGUGGUUGGAUUGUGACAAAGAGGGAGAGAACAUCUGCUUCGAGGUUAUCUCGCUGUGUGAGAACAUCCCAAAGGACAACAUUUACAGGGCUCAGUUCUCCGCCCUGACCGAGCCGGAGCUUCGAGGGGCCUACAACAACCUGGGACGACCCGACAAGUUGGCGGCGCAAGCGGUUGAUGCUCGGCAGGAGCUGGACCUGAAGAUCGGCUGUAUCUUCACUCGGCUGAUGACCCGCCAGUACUUGCGCUACGCCAUUGAAAAGUUUCGCCUGAGGGAUCAGACCUGCCUGAGCUACGGACCUUGCCAGACGCCGACGCUUUGGUUUUGUGUAGAGAGGCACAAGGAGAUCCAAGGAUUCCAGAGGCAGGAGUACUACAAGCCAAAAGUCUCCGUGAAUUUGGAUGGCUGGCCUUUGGAGUUCGACUGGCUUGACGGGCAGACCUUUGAUGCAGGCCGCAUCAAGUCCUUGCAGUCCCGGGCGCAAUCAGCAAAGCAAGCAGUCGUCAAAGAGCUCAGGAUAACUCCCAAGACACUGAAGAAGCCGGUUGGUCUCAACACUGUGCAGCUGCUGAAAGCUGCAAGCACAGGUCUUGGAAUGUCUCCGGUUCAGUGCAUGAAGGUAGCUGAGCACCUGUACACUUCCGGUUACAUCUCCUACCCGCGCACUGAGACCACCAGGUACUCCGACACCUUCGACCUGCAUGCUGCCCUGCGAGAGCAAGCAGACCACCCGGCUUGGGGAAAGACGGUGAGCCAUCUACUUCGUCAGGGUGCCAUUCGCAAUCCGAAAACGGGCCGCGAUGUGGGUGACCACCCACCGAUCACACCAAUGAAGGCUGCGCCCAGGGACGAGUUCAGCAAAGGUUCCGAGUGGCGGCUGUACGACUUCAUCACUCGCCACUUCAUCGCUUCAUUGAUGCCGGAUGUGGAGUAUGAAGAGAAGGCUUUCAUCGUCAACCUGGGGGGCGAAGACUUUGCAUACACCUUCCAUGAGAUGCGCGAGAGGGGGUUCCUUUUCGCCAUGCCGUGGAAAAGCAAAGACUUGAAUUUGAACGAGAUCGACUGGGCCAUGCCGCGGCUGGCCCCGGGCUCCCGGCUGACUGUGGAAGAGGUCUGGGUUGAAAGCGACUUUACCAAACCGCCGGAUUAUUUGAAGGAGAGUGAGCUCGUAGCGCUCAUGGACAAGCAUGGCAUUGGAACGGAUGCCAGCAUUCCCCAACACGUGGAGAACAUCUGCAACCGGAAUUACGUGAUGGUUUGCGGUCCGGGCGAAGAUGGGCAGCGUGGUGAACGGAUACCCAAGGGGGGCAAGAAGGGCAAGGGCAAGGGCAAAGGCAAGGACGGCAAAGCGCAGGGUGAGAGGCCGCAGUCGCGACACAUGGUCCCCACCUCCCUGGGUCUGAGCUUCUGCGCUGCUUUCGAGGAGCUCGACGCAGAGCUGUGCCGCCCGCCCAUCCGGGCUUACAUGGAGAAGCAGUGCCUGCAAGUGGCAGAAGGAAUCCUGGACAAGGAAGACGUGGUGAAUGAGAACAUCAAGCUCUUUGUGCAGGACGUGAAGAAGUCCUGCGGCUUUGUGCCACAAGCACAGAGCACCCCCAUGUGGGUGCGCAGCCGGCCAGAGGAUCUCUCAGGUGGCGAGGUGCCGGGCAUGAGCGAUGACCUCCUGGAGCAGGUCCGUGCGCCGGGCGGCUCCCUGGAGGAGAAGCUCGAGGCCGUUAUCGAUGUCUUCCGCACCAGCCAGCGACAUCUUGAGAGCUGUCGCCAAACACUAAGGCAGCAGGCGCUAGAGAGGCGGCAGCAGCAGGGCCUGGAGCGACUGCCACCUGAGGUAGAGGAGGUGAUUGCCGGGGGAACAUAUUUGGACUCCUUCCUGGAGGCCUACGAUGGCCAGAGCUUCCUGCUCCACAGCGAGGAGAUCGUGCCUUGUCACGAGUACCGGCUGGGGCUGGAGGUGAAUUCUGGCGGAGCAUAUUGGAAGGGCAUCGCCAUGCAGGAGGCGGCUGUGCGCCACGAUGUUCAAGCCGUGGCUGCUGCCAGCGGCUUGGAAGGCUCCAUGAACAUCAUUUCGCAGUUCGGAGCCGCCCAGCGUGGCGCGGUCUUUGCCUGGCGUUGGCAGCAUGUCCUCGAUGCUGGCCCUUAUAGCCUGCCGCAGUGGCUCGAAAAGGCCCUGGGUGCUGAAGGCAACGAUCCGCUCCGGAAACUGCAAGCGGAGUUGGAGGCGGUUCGGAGAUGGGAGCAUCAGGUGCAGCAGGAUACCUGCAAGUACAUCAAGGGCGACAAUGAGGUCAAGGACAUAUACAUCCGGGAGGUCUUGAGACUCUGGCCAUCAGAAACAGACCACCAGGGAGUGGAGGUCUGCAAGAAGUGUGCCUGGGUCGAAGGACUGGAUGCCAAUCUCUUCACCUCGCGCAACAUUCUGGUCCAGCGAGUGCCUUACGAUGACAACCACGCCCUCGCGCUACACGCGUGCAUUGCGCGCCGCCAAGUGGACGAAAAGGACAAGGACCAGAGCCCGCCAUAUCGACUUAUCACAACAUGGGUGUGGGUCCAAGUCCAAGAGCUUCAAAUAGACAGGAAGGUGCUCCCGCAUGCAGCGAAAGCUUCAGAAGCUACGGCAGCUCAGCCCAAGACUGUGCAAAACAACAUGGCAAACCCUAAUGAGGCGGUCAGUCAGACCUUAAGUAUCCCCUAUGAGAUACGGCCCAGCACGGCGAAUGCCGCCUUGCAGGCAGUCCCCAAAGGCUACGCAGAACAUGCGUGGCAGGGAGCCACAAGCGCGCCCGGUGGACUCAAGCCAAUGCCUGGUUACAUCUAUCGGCCAAGCACGACGGGCAGCCUGAAAGCAAGUGGCAGCAUCCAGAACCAGGUCCUUUCAGUGCCGAUACCACUUUCCGGAGCUAGGAGUGUCCCCUCAGCCUCGAAGGUCUGGCUCUGUGGUCCAGGUCCCGUCGGUUCCCUUGGUGCUGGCAUCCGCUGA